Messenger RNA from Ambispora gerdemannii, 456 nucleotides. Lineage: Eukaryota; Fungi; Glomeromycota; Glomeromycetes; Archaeosporales; Ambisporaceae. The record is from the annotation of a GenBank genome assembly.
AUGAACGGAUACUCUCCAAAUUCGACCGAAUAUACCCAAACCAUUCCCUUCUUCAUAUGUAGCGGACAAGAGCAGGCUUGUAAAGAAAAUUGUCCGCCCGGAAAUAAAGAUUGUACAGAUGGUUGUACAAGAAAUUGUUCAGCUACCGAUCCGAAGAAGUACACUGCUACCGCGCCUACGUCUACUUUCGGAUCAUCUUUAACUCCCACUUCAGGAUCAUCUUUAACUCCCACUUCAAGAUCAUCUUCAACUCCCACUUCAAGUCAAUCUGGUGGUAAUAAAUCGGAUGGUCCUAAAUCCACUGUUAAUGCGUCUACCGCUACGUCUCCAACUUCAACUGCAACUCCCACCGGUAGUAAGAACACUGCUAUUACUAAUAUCCCAAUGGCCACUAUUAACGGUUCUUUUGUGGUGUUUUUGACUGCUGUGUUGGUGAUGUUCAAUAGACUUGAUUAA